Molecule: messenger RNA, 3051 nt
Organism: Coturnix japonica (Japanese quail)
Lineage: Eukaryota; Metazoa; Chordata; Aves; Galliformes; Phasianidae
Gene: ALDH6A1
Product: aldehyde dehydrogenase 6 family member A1
Biological process (GO): thymine catabolic process; L-valine catabolic process
Cellular component (GO): mitochondrion
Molecular function (GO): methylmalonate-semialdehyde dehydrogenase (acylating, NAD+) activity
Source: RefSeq, a predicted model, not a curated record
GCGGGCGGGGGCGGGUCCCUGUGCUGGGGGCUCCGCUCGGGGUCCGAGCGCUGUGACCCUCGGCCGGGAUGGCGGCGGUGGCUCGUGGCGCUUGGGGCGGGCGGCGCGUGGUGCUCAGGCUGCCGCGGACAGCCGGGGCUCCCUGGAUCGCUUCGGCCGCCGUCUCCUCCUCCUCCGUGCCAACAACUAAACUGUUCAUCGAUGGGAAGUUUGUCGAGUCCAAAACCACAGAAUGGAUUGAUAUCCACAAUCCUGCCACAAAUGAAGUGGUUGCUCGUGUACCAAAAGCUACCACUAGUGAAAUGGAGGCAGCUGUAGCUUCUUGCAAAAAGGCUUUUUGGAACUGGUCAGAAACAUCUGUUUUGAGUCGGCAGCAAAUCUUCCUGCGUUACCAGCAGCUCAUCAAAGACAAUCUGAAAGAAAUUUCAAAACUCAUCACCUUUGAGCAAGGGAAGACACUGGCUGAUGCUGAGGGAGAUGUGUUCCGAGGCCUCCAGGUGGUUGAACAUGCUUGCAGUGUGACAUCUCUCAUACUGGGAGAGACCAUGCCCUCCAUCACUAAAGACAUGGACACUUGCACCUACCGUCUGCCUUUGGGUGUGUGUGCUGGCAUUGCACCAUUCAAUUUCCCGGCGAUGAUUCCUCUUUGGAUGUUUCCCAUGGCUAUGGUUUGUGGAAAUACAUUCUUGAUGAAACCUUCUGAGCGUGUGCCAGGAGCACUCAUGUUCCUUGCCAAGCUGUUUCAGGAUGCUGGUGCCCCAGAUGGGACCCUGAAUAUUAUCCAUGGACAGCAUGAAGCUGUGAACUUCAUUUGUGACCAUCCGGAUAUCAAAGCAAUCAGCUUUGUGGGAUCUAAUCAGGCUGGAGAGUACAUCUAUGAAAGAGGAUCCCGGAAUGGGAAGAGAGUCCAGGCUAACAUGGGAGCAAAGAACCAUGGUGUAGUGAUGCCAGAUGCCAAUAAAGAGAACACCUUGAACCAGCUGGUUGGAGCUGCCUUUGGAGCAGCUGGCCAACGCUGCAUGGCCCUGUCUACAGCAAUUCUAGUGGGAGAAGCACGAAAAUGGUUGCCUGAGUUGGUGGAGAGAGCCAAAAAUCUACGUGUAAAUGCAGGAGACCAGCCUGGAGCAGACCUAGGGCCUCUUAUCAGUCCCCAAGCCAAGGAAAGGGUUUGUCACCUGAUUCAGAAAGGAGUAGAUGAAGGUGCCAGUCUUCUUCUGGAUGGACGUAAUAUCAAAGUGAAGGGCUAUGAAAAUGGCAAUUUUGUUGGACCAACGAUCCUUGCCAAUGUGAAGCCAAACAUGACUUGUUACAAGGAGGAAAUCUUUGGGCCUGUCUUAGUGGUUCUGGAAGCAGACACUUUGGAUGAUGCAAUUAAGGUGGUCAACAAUAACCCUUAUGGAAAUGGAACCGCAAUCUUCACCACCAAUGGAGCCACAGCUCGGAAAUAUUCUCACUUAGUAGAUGUGGGGCAGGUGGGUGUCAAUGUGCCAAUUCCGGUACCUUUGCCCAUGUUCUCCUUCACCGGUUCUCGUGCUUCUUUCAGAGGAGAUGCGAAUUUCUAUGGCAAACAGGGAGUGCAGUUCUACACACAGCUGAAGACUGUCAUUUCUCAAUGGAAAGAGGAAGAUGCCACUGUUACCAAGCCUGCUGUGGUUAUGCCAACUAUGGGGAACUAAAUCAGCCUUUAAAGAUGCUGUCUCCAGUGCCCAGCUUUGUCCUGAUUAUCAUGUUUUCCUUGGGAAUGAAUAGAAAACUCAAUUUUCUAAGGAUCUCUUUUUCUAUUUAGAUAAGGCAAGAUUAUAGUGCACAGUCUGGGUUUUCUGUUGCUAUGAUUGGUUUUUUGUUUGUUUGUUUUUGUAUAACUAUCAGAAAGAAUUAUCCUAUCUAACUGAAAGGGAAAACAGAUGAGAUUUACUUUGUGUUUCUUUCUAGCCCUUCUGAACUUGAACAUUAUUCCGCUUUCCACUUUAUCACCUCUAGCCUUAUUGAUUCACUGCUGGCUACAUCUUGUAGCAGUUUUCUUUACCACUUUCUUACAUGUUGAGAUUCUGAGCUCACCAUACUCAGAUGAGUAUUCACUUUGAAUGACGUGACUGGGACACUUCGGAUGUGUCACAGAAGUGACUUUUACAUACAAUGAAGACAGCAAGUUUUGGAGUUGAAAAUGUCAGUCUUGGAUCAGUUGAGGAAUUUCCAGAAUACCUGGGAAAUAUCUUUAAGGAUUUUUCAGGGAAGCAUCUGAUUGCUUGUCUGAGGAUGAAAUAAAUACCCAUAUGGCACAAUGACUUUCACCGUGCCUCUUACAGCUGAAAACUGUUCCUGUUGUGCACGUGGCUUGCAUUCUCCAACUUACUGUCAGUUCCAUUAUACCUAGAAGUUGCUUUGUGCCUUUUUACUAUGCUAACAAAAAUGUGCCUACGGGUCCUUUAAGAUAAUGGAACUGUGGAAGCAGAAACGUGUGUAUGUCUUUGCAUCAUAGGAUCAUGUCAGUCUGGUUGGUAGAAGGAUAAGUGGACAGGUCUACUUAUCAAAAACACCUGAUUUAAUCACAAAGCAGCCAGGCCUGUUUUGUGUGUUUUGCUGAUUAUAAAUGUAUUUCUUUUGAUGUCUGAUUGACUCUUUGUCACAUUUGCUCAAACACAGUAAUGUUCUCUAGGGACUGCAAGUCCCAUUGUUAGUGAUGGGUAAGUCUUGCUGUACCCUGUUCUGAUAUGUGCAUUUGGAGCUGGAAAACCUGUGUUUUGAUUCUUGCUUCCAGGAAGAUGAUGCAGCCAUGAGGGGGGGAUCUGAUAGGAUUUCAUUCAAGUACCCCUGGAAAACAAUACUAUUCUAACGACUGUAAUCAUUACUUGUUCUGAUUAAAAACUCUGUAUGUGAAGACUGUAUCCUGCCAUCUGAUAAAGACACAAUGUAACUCACGGUUAUGUAUUAGAGAAACUGCUGUUGAUCUGCUAACAUUUGUAUCUUUGUUUUUUUUUUCUUCUGCUGUACUUGGGGGAAAAUUCUCACCUUGCAAUUUGAUUAUGAAUUAAAAGUUUGCUAAUCACUGCA